Messenger RNA from Rhinichthys klamathensis goyatoka, 2064 nucleotides. RefSeq names its product kelch-like family member 23 (gene klhl23). The transcript has 3 exons. The record is from RefSeq and is a predicted model, not a curated record. The coding region runs from base 299 to 1975 and encodes 558 amino acids. Gene Ontology annotation, molecular function: protein binding. NCBI's taxonomy places the organism in Eukaryota, Metazoa, Chordata, Actinopteri, Cypriniformes, Leuciscidae.
AUCAUUUACUCUCCCUUUCGAGUGUCAUCAAAGCAUGCUGGAAAAUAGAAAUCCCAGUCCAGUUUUAGUUAAAUUUAAGUUUGUCUAAAUUAAAAGAAACAAGUUCAUAAAAAUCAAAACACUGAAACAAUUCAGAUGACUUAAAAUGUGUCAGCUUUGUGAACUCAAAAGAAAAAGGUUCUAAAUACUCAUAAAAGUUUAAACUAAUUUGUUUAAUUUAAGUUUACCCUACUCAAACCAAUUAAUUAUUUUGAGCAUUAGGGUUUACAGUGUUGAAAAUCAUCUCUUUCCAGUUGCAAUGUCAAGAAAAGUUGAAAGCGGCUACUCGUAUGAGUUCUGCGACGCUUCUCAUUCAUCAGAAGUGCUGGAAGCUCUUCACGAGUUCCACAGCAGCGGCCUGUUCACGGACAUCACCCUGCAGUCUUCAUCCGGACAGCUCUUCCACUGCCACAAGGCUGUCCUAUCAGCCCGCAGCUCCUAUUUCAAGGUAAUGUUCACCUUAGACAUGAGAGAACGUCUGAAUGACACCAUCAACCUACCUUGCAUAGACGGGGAGAUUCUGGGUGCUUUGGUGACUUACGUCUACACUUCAAAGAUCAGCAUAACCCAGAGCAACGUUCAAAGUCUUCUGGAGGCCGCAGACCUGUUGCAGCUCAGCUCGCUCAAGAAAGCCUGCGAGAACUUCUUGAUUCGUCUGCUGGACGUCGACAACUGUCUCGGGAUGCACUCGUUCGCCGAGCUUCACGUGUGCUCUUCACUGGAGCGCGCGGCUUUGAGGAUCAUACUGAGCCGCUUUGAGGAACUCACACUUCAGGAGGAGUUCCUAGAAGUGGAUUUCCAAAAGAUCGUGGUGAUUUUAGCAACUGAAAACCUUAAUGUGUGGAAAGAGGCGACGUUAUUGGACGCUGUGGUGAAAUGGGUCGCCCAUGACGCGGCUCCUAGAAUAGACCACCUGAAAGAGCUUCUCAACUGCAUCCAUCUCGACGUGAAUGACGCGUACCUCAAAACUGCUUUGGAUCUACGCAAACAAUGCUUUGAAAGCAAAUUGCGAUCUCUAAUUCUUACCUCGUUGAAGCCAGGCAAAGGUUUCUCACUCUGCUGCAAAAAACUAACAUGCAGCUUGUAUGUUAUUGGUGGAUAUUACUGGCAUCCAUUGUGUGAAGUCCACAUGUGGGACCCUAUUUCCAACACGUGGGUUCAGGGCAAAGACAUGCCUGACUUUGCAAGAGAGAGUUAUAGUGUGGUACUUCAAGGCCCUGAUAUCUACGUGACUGGAGGAUACAGGACAGAGACUGUAGAUGCUUUAGACACCGUGUGGAUUUAUAACACAGACUCAGAUGAAUGGACAGAAGGAUGUCCGAUGAUCACAGCCAGAUAUUACCACUGCUCCGUGGCUUUACGGGGAUGCAUAUAUGUCAUAGGCGGAUAUACGGCAGGAGCUCCAACACAAGAAACUGAAUUCUAUGACCCCUUGAAGAAGACAUGGUUCCCUGUGGCUAAUAUGAUACAAGGUGUGGGAAAUGCAACCUCUUGCGUGGUGAAUGAAAGAAUCUAUGUAACUGGAGGGCAUUAUGGGUACAGAGGAACCUGCACUUACGAGAAGAUUCAGACUUACCGGCCAGAUAUUAACGAGUGGAGCAUCACAACAAUAUGUCCACAUCCUGAGUACGGUCUUUGCUCAGUCUCCUUAAACAACAAGCUUUAUCUGGUCGGCGGUCAGACCACCAUCACAGACUGCUACGACCCCGAGCAAGAUGAAUGGAGACAGAUGUGUGCGAUGAAGGAGAGAAGGAUGGAGUGUGGAUCGGCCGUUAUAAAUGGGUGCAUCUAUGUUGCAGGAGGGUAUUCAUACUCUAAGGGGACGUAUCUGCAGAGUAUAGAGAGGUACGACCCUGAGAUAGACUGCUGGGAGAUCGUGGGGAAUCUCCCAUCGGCCGCACGCUCACACGGUUGCGUUUGUGUGUUCAGCCUGUGAAAUCAAUACACAAUCACAUCCAGUGGGGUCUAAAAGUCUGAGACCAGACCACAUGUAUUUGUUUAAACCUGAUUGAAUAUAAAUAGUUU